AUGGCGAUCCAACCAGAAGAACUGGCUAUCCCCAUCAUCGACCUCGAGCCUGUUCGCUCGGGGACUCCUGAAGAAGCACGCCAGACGGGGAAACUGGUCUAUGAAGCGUUCCGAGACGUGGGCUUUGCGUAUAUCAAGAACCAUGGACUCCCUCAGGAACUUCUCGACCAGGCAUUUGAUUGGAGCUCCAAAUUCUUCGCCCUGCCACAGGCCGACAAAGACAAGGCACCUCACCCGCCUUAUGGGUGGUGGCACCGGGGCUACUCUGGCAUCGGGCGGGAAAAGGUCGUGCAGAUGGUCUUUGACCAGGACUCGAUCGACCAGCUGCGCAAGUGCCCGGAUUUUAAGGAGUCGUUCGAGCUGGGCCGCGAGGACGACGAACGCACCCCGAACAUCUGGUUCCCCGAAGACGUGCUGCCGGGCUUCCGCCAGUUCAUGACCACCUUCUUCGAGACAUGCUACGGCACGGCACUGUGCUUGCUGCGCGCCAUCGCCCUGGGCAUGGACCUGCCUGAGGACUUCUUCCGCGAGUACCACACCAAGAAGGACAACCAACUGCGCCUGCUGCACUACCCGCCCGUCGAGGCCGAGCUGCUUCGCGGCGGCGCCAUGGAGCGCAUCGCGGCGCACUCGGACUUCGGGACCAUGACGCUGCUGUUCCAGGACGAGGUGGGCGGGCUGGAGGUCGAGGACGUGCGCGAGAAGGGCAAGUUCAACCCGGCGCCCUUCGUGCCGGGCACCGUCGUCGUCAACAUCGGCGACUUCCUGCAGCGCUGGAGCAACGACACGCUCAAGUCGACCCUGCACCGCGUCAGGGCGCCGCCCAUGGCCACCACCGGCAUGACCCGCGCCCGCUACUCGAUCCCCUACUUUGUCACCGCCGACCGCGACAGGACCAUCGACUGCAUCCCCGGCUGCUGCAGCGCCGAGAGGCCCAAGAAGUACGAGCCCAUCAAUGCGAGAGAGUACAUCGAGAUGAGGUUGAAUGCCACGUACUAG
Cladophialophora psammophila CBS 110553 is the source of this 999-nucleotide messenger RNA. RefSeq lists its product as uncharacterized. The transcript is spliced from 2 exons. Gene Ontology annotation, molecular function: dioxygenase activity. NCBI's taxonomy places the organism in Eukaryota, Fungi, Ascomycota, Eurotiomycetes, Chaetothyriales, Herpotrichiellaceae. The record is from RefSeq and is a predicted model, not a curated record. Bases 1 to 999 code for a protein of 332 amino acids.